UGGCUGGUGUUAGCAGCCAGGGCGAGAAUGACCCUGGCAGCGCCCUCGAGGAGGUGUUCUGGCGCGGGAACCACGCUCCUCCCACACUCAGACGUCCCGGAACCGCGAGGCGGUUCUUUCUCGGGCCCUCAAAUCCAUCGGGCUUCGGGACCUCACUCCACGAUCCGGCCACACUGUAAGGGGCAUCUGAAGGUCGCCAGCCAUGAGCGGCCCGUUGCGAUCCGGCCCGAGCACCUGGCGCCGGGCGGCCACCGUGAUGCUGGCCGCGGGCUGGACCCGCCCGGGCCCCGCCGCCUCAGCGGCCGCCGAAGACUUCCGGCUGCUGUUCCUCCAGCGCUCGCUAAAACAGCGCUUCCUGCCGGGCGCGCACGUCUUCCCGGGCGGCGUGCUGGACGCGGCCGACAGCUCGGCCGACUGGCUGCGCCUCUUCGCGCCUCGGCACACGCCGCCGCGGUUCGGCCUAGGCCCGGCGCCGCUUCCGCGGCACCCCUUUCCGGGGCUGUUCCAGGGCGACGCGGACGGCGCGGCGCUGCCUGAUGACGUAGCGGCGCGCAUCUGUGCCAUCCGUGAGACCUUCGAGGAGGCUGGGGUGCUGCUGCUGCGGCCGCGGAGCUCGGCGCCGGCUCCUCGGGAGCCGGGCCUCGCGCUGUCCCCUCCUCCGGGUCUCGCCGACUGGCGCUCGCGCGUGCGCAGUGACCCGCACUGUUUCGUGCAGCUGUGCGAGCAUCUCGACUGCACGCCGGACAUCUGGGCGUUGCACGACUGGGGCGGCUGGCUCACGCCGUACGGGCGCGGCAGCCUCCGCUUCGACACCACUUUCCUCCUGUGCCUCCUGCGAGAGACCCCGAGCGUGGAUAUCGACCUGGCCGAGAUGGUGGGUUACAAGUGGUCAUCCCCGACAGAGGCAACAGAACAGUUACAAACACAGAAAAUGUGGCUGGCGCCCCCGCAGUUCUAUGAAGUGAGAAGACUUGAAAACUUUGUUUCUUUCUCCGAUCUGUGCAGAUUUUGUUCAGAUUGCCUGCCGGAAGCAGCUGAGAAGUGGCUGCCGAUCAUGCUCUCCACAGCUGACGGCGCCAUCAACCUUCUCCCGGGAGAUGAGCUGUAUGUGAAAGACUCGGACUUCUUAGAGAAGACUAUGUCUACUGACAAAAAGACUGAAGAGAUUUUGAAGGAAGGCAAAGUGGUUAACCGAAUUGUGUUCCAUGGUCUCCAGUGCUGUGAAAUCCACGUGAAUCUUCCAUCCAAGAAUAAGCACGUAUACCCCAAGACCUACAUCAUGGAUAAGAGCCACACUGCACGCUUGUAAGCUCUUCUGCUUAUGCUAUAAGGAGGAGUGGCUGAACUUGUCUGAGAUCUAAGGAAUGCUAAAUGCACAAUGAGCUGUUUCUUGUGUCGUGUGCAUUGCGGGAGCAUCUGCCAUUCUUCAAAUGGCACAGCAAGCCACAAGUAUAAAAUAUAUGAAGUAUUAAAGAUCUUGUUACCAAGCUA
Messenger RNA from Psammomys obesus (fat sand rat), 1491 nucleotides. It is a transcript of the gene Nudt19, whose product is annotated as nudix hydrolase 19. Gene Ontology annotation, molecular function: hydrolase activity, acting on acid anhydrides, in phosphorus-containing anhydrides. Bases 203 to 1309 code for a protein of 368 amino acids. Gene Ontology annotation, cellular component: mitochondrion. The transcript is spliced from 3 exons. NCBI's taxonomy places the organism in Eukaryota, Metazoa, Chordata, Mammalia, Rodentia, Muridae. The record is from RefSeq and is a predicted model, not a curated record.